CAGUAGGCUGGGAUUUUAGGAUUCCUGAAGCGAGUUUUGCCCAAUAAAACCUAUUUUAUUCGUUGAAAUCGUGAUUAACAACCAUCGUAUUACAAAAGAUCCGGACCUGCCAGUAAUAAUGGAAGGGAAUACAUGAUCAGGCAGACUAACACUGUAAAACAAUGGAGUAACAAAUAUUGCCAACAACAGGAACUAGAUCUGCUGUGGACUAGUUUUGGAUUACAGUGAUUAGGUUGGAUAUUUGAUUUAUGGAUUGGAAUUGGAGAGUGUGUCCACAUGUAAGCCCAACAGGAUAGAGCACUUCCAUUAUGGAUCAAGAUCCAGAGAUUUCUGAGGUCUUGAACGACAUCAAGCAGAACUUGGCAAAAGGACUGCGGCAAUCUGCGCGCAAUAAAAAACAGAAUGCGACAAGUCCGGCUGGUCCGGUGACCAAUGAACUUCGGGUGAAAUGUGAAUAUCAGGAAGAAAAACGGAUCAUCCAGAUUCAGUCUCCCAUUCGCUACAGUGAUCUCCUCAAUAAAAUCAAGCAGUAUUAUGGUUCGGCGUUGUGUAUACACUACCCCAUAUCAGAUGGUGAAUGCUACAUUCCAAUACGAAAUCAGGAUGAGUUAGAACAAGCAAUAUCACUAUGGGAGCGCAGCGAGUACAAGCGUAGCCUCCGGGUUAAGCUCAGCCGGGAAGAGGACGGCCUAGAUGGGGGCAUCCAGUCAAUCCAGGCCAAGGAUCUCUUCAAAGGCAAUGGAAAUGGGGAAACGUCUCGGCCUCAAGGUGGUGAAGCAAAAGGCAGCAGUCCGACGAAACAGAGCACGCCCGGCCGAUACUCGCCACCCCCUGGGACCAUAUCACCGAAAGAAAUACGCAAUUUGCAGCACAGUAGUUCGUUCUCUUCAUCAACAGGGGGCGGCGAGUUCAUACCGGAGGAGGUCGCGGAGGAUGCGUGUGGCGUCGGCCCAUAUCCGGUGACAAGUCCGGACGGCUCGUUAGCAAGUAGUCGCACCUCCCUUGAUAGUAGUUAUCUCACUAGUACAAGCAGCAUAGACACAUAUCCAUUCCGAGGAAAGGGCGGCCGGCGGAGUGUGGCAUCAGACACAACGUAUGAAGAGAUGAUGGCCCAAGAACGAGACUAUCCCAAGGGUGGCACCUAUCCCUCUCGGUACAGAAAUACAACAGCACCCGAAAAGGAGGGCCGGAAAACAUUCCCGUUUCGUCACAGAGGACCCGAAAUGGAGAACCGCUACGGCCAUCACUUCGGUGGUGCGGGCAGCGAGAGGUCACUGAGCACGAGCAGCAGCAGCAGUGGUUUGGCGCAUGAUCUGGAUUCGCCAGAUCAGGGUCGGCGCCGCCGGGAAAGUAAGCACACAACUCCGCGUGCCCCGACCAACUGGAAGAAAGGCCGGUUAUUAGGUGCUGGUGCGUUCGGUCAGGUAUUCCUGUGUUAUGACGCCGACACAGGAAGAGAGCUGGCCGUGAAACAAGUUGUGGUCAGCGCUAUAAAUGCUGAAAUCUCAAAGGAAAUGCGAGCCUUGGAGGCCGAAAUCCAACUCUUGAAGAAUCUUCAACAUGAUCGUAUAGUACAGUAUUAUGGAUCCUUCCAAGACGACAAAAUUUUAUCCAUUUUCAUGGAAUAUAUGCCUGGGGGCUCGGUGAAAGAUGAAUUACGUAACUAUGGUGCUCUGACUGAGAAAGUCACUCGGAAAUACACUGCCCAAAUUCUGCAUGGUGUGAUCUACCUACAUCAACAUAUGAUUGUACACAGGGAUGUAAAAUGUGCGAAUAUCCUUCGCGAUUCAAUCGGAAACAUCAAACUUGCAGACUUUGGAGCUUCAAAACGCCUCCACACGAUCUGUCCAUCGAUGGGCCUCAAGUCGGUCACUGGGACGCCGUACUAUAUGUCUCCUGAGGUCAUCAACGGAGAUGGCUACGGAAGGAAGGCUGACGUGUGGAGUGUAGGCUGUACAGUCGUGGAAAUGUUGACGAAAGCACCGCCAUGGGCCGAGUUCGAGGGAAUGGCCGCCAUUUUCAAAAUAGCUAUGUCUGAUCAUCCAAAAUACGAGCUGCCAGGUCAUGUGACACCCGUGGCUGUAGACUUUCUAAAAUUAACAUUUAAAAAAUCACCGUCAGAACGACCGACUGCCGAGGACUUAUAUCGGCAUGAAUUCUGUACGGAGCAGCUGUAGCGUCAUGUGACUACCAUUGUCCAAUCAGGAUGGACAGUUUUGAUUAUCAUUCCAGUGAGAAGUCGGGAGUUGUGAUCUUGGUGAAAAGGACUUGUUGUGAUUGUUGACAAUCUGUGAAUGUUAUUCAGGGUGUCCCGAAAUUUUAGACUGUACACGAAAAAAAGGAUAAUGCCGCACAAAUCAGGGCUUAGGGUCUGUGAGACCCUUGAUUGAAUUGGUUAAGUUUUUGUGUAUGACUUUUUCUGAGACGCCCUGUGGAUUACAGAAAGUGCAAUAUUGGAGAUUAGUGUACGUUUUUGACGUAAAAAGCUGAAGUGGGCAUCAUCACUUGCCUGGUAUCUAAGGGAAUGACGUCAGUUGCUAGGCAGCAGUAGUGAUGCUAUCGAUGAAAAUUGUGUCAUUCUCAACUGAUUGCCAAGGAAUGCAAGUAGUUGCUAUGGAAUGAAUGUGGUUGCUAUAGAAUGGAUGCCGUUACCAAGGAUACUGUUUUCCAAUGCAACAGAUAUUUCACUGGUGGCAGUUGGAGAUGUUUGGUUUAAAUGUUUUAAUGACUGCAGGAAACAGUUGAGGUAAUGGUGAUGAUGCUAAGGAAUUUAACCCGAGUAACAGAAUUGCUAUUGAGGGAUUUUAUGGUUGCCAUGCAUACCACCUCCUUUGCAUCCGACUCGGGAACAAACUAGGAAAACAAAUUCGGAAAACAAACUCGCUGGAUAAAAAACAUUGGAAGUAUUUGUGUACAGUAUUUUUCUGUGAAAAGCCAUAUUCCGAUAAAAUGUUAACAUAUCAUAUAGGACAUAUCGGAGCGGAUUUUCAUUUUGGUUACCAUGGUUAUGGUUGUGAUACAGAUGCUGGUUAGGCCAUGCCAAUUUCAUUUUUUGUUUGACAGUCGUCCCCAUAGUUGCAUGCAGUAGCUUGAACAAACUUGGAUUUUGAAAAAAAUGUUGAAAAUACGUUGGCGGUUUCUGUGUCUUCAGUGUGUGAUAUCAAACCAAUUAGGGAGUCUUAUCUUUGGUUUCAUCCCUGGUCUGGUCACAAGUUACGUCUGAGUGGUGAAACACUUAAUUGGAUCAAGCAGAAGGUCACAAUUACAGAAAUUAUAAUUUUACUAAGAUAAGUAUUCCUGAAGUUGCUGGGCUUAUUUACAGUGGGGAGUUCUGGACUCAGAAUUUCCACCCAAAAAAGGGAGAGUGGGCCACUGAAUUGGUAUGGGUCUCAAAUGCAAGAUUAUGAUGUCAAAAAGCCUGAAAACGCAUCAUAAGUCUGAAAUCUGAACAUUACAUAUUUGCCUUUCUGUUGAGAAGAAGUGAUGUUUUUUCGGGGAACUGUGGGCUAUGCCUUUAUUCAUUCCUCAAACUAUGAAAUUGGUGUGGCCUGUCUAUGUUGAUUUUUGUUACCAAAGAGAGAUGUGGACAUUACUAUGACAAUUAUUAUUAAUUACUAUUAUUAUUAUUAAUUAUUAUUAUUAUUCACGGAAUAUAACCUAGCUGUAUUUUUCUACAUUCCAGAAUUUCUUGAUCAAGCUGACCUCUAUUGGUCAAGAAAUGAACUAAAGUUUACUUGCGUGCGAUGGCACUAGUUUUCGUAAGCUUAUCUCAUGGUUAAUAGAUGAAAUGUUCUAUAGAUAAAGUUUGCGCGACAAUGUUUGAGGUGGACACUGCCUGUUUGUGCUUGGCAUGCUCGUUUUUUUAGGCCAGGUUUACAAACGCUGUAUAAGGAAACGUCAUCAAACAAUGGCUCCACAAUGGGUUUAUGACCAUGAACAAUUGUUCAGGAGCGUAUCCAUAUACCAUGUCACUCUUUGUAAACCCCUUAGUGACACCUAUCGGCUGAAUUGAGAAUCACAGAAUGUCACUUCUGGUUUCUUAGAUGUAGAAACUUCGGUUUUACGAUAUCAGCUCGGCAGCUCAAAACAGGGUCAUGCUACUUUAACCCUUUGAGCUUUGUCAAGUCCAUAUGUGUUCCUAAAGCACCUCUUAAAUGAAGCAUUUUUGUUGCAUUAACACACAUACGUGUACACACCCAUCGAUGGACUGAAAUGCCCGUCUCCUGGUGUCAUGAUGCAGUGCUGUAUGAUGCAUGGUAUCACAUCAUUGCCAUGAAUGGCGCCGUAGAAAGUCGCAGCCAACUAAUAACAUAAUAUAGGUACGACCCAUCGCAAAGUGGUUAAUACCAUAAGACUUGCUCUCUGAUGAGCUCAAAGGGUUAAAACGUGUUCUCUAGUCCUGAAGAAGAAUGAUUGAGAGUACGAUGUAGAAGCUUGAUGAAAAAUGUAAAAAAGAAAAGUUUCAACCUAUUGCCUGAUGAUAUAGAUUUAUGGUCUGACUGUGUUCUGUGAUGGGGGUCUUGGGGCUGCAACUGGUAGGACCAUAUCAUUAUCAGCCCAGCCAUGAAUGUCAUUGCCUCCAUCAUGUCGAUCGAUUACCUUAGUGUCUAGCUCGUUUAUCUUCAGUGUGUAGGCCGGCACAUCAAUUUCCUGUGCUGCCAUCUACAUGUAUACUGGAAAGUAUUAACUGAGCUGAAGUUUUCUGAGGCUUUUUAUUAUCUCAGCCCGUUUUAGGCAGUAUUACUCCAAACAUUCCAUUAGUUCCAGAAAUACUUUUAGAAUAUUGUCUUGUGUCGUUUUUAAAGGGUUAAUUUUGAUGGUCUGUGAUGCUUCUGAUGCCAGUUGCAACCUGGGCCCCAGGACCUCUCCGGAACCAGAACUCGCAAACAUAGUGAAGAUUUGUCGUUUUGAAUUCCCCAACUGCAGUGUUUGACAAAAUAUUCUUAAAGGUCAUGUCGGUUGGUGAAAGUGUUUAAAAUUUGGCCUCAUGAAAAUGCUCGUGUAUGUCCCUCUGCCUAGGUGGCACCAGUGAAAAAUCUUUGCACUGUGGCAUGUAGUAAAAUUGUAUAUGAAGUUUUUAAAACUAUUGCUACUUGCAUUGAUAUGUGUUGCAUCAGACACGAGCACUUCCAGUGGGCCUGUACAUAAAAACUUGGCAAAUAGACUUGGCCUUUAAGAGCCUCAUAUCACUUUAACUGUGAAUUUAUUUUCUUAAAUGUAAAUAGUCAUAACAUAACAUGUUAAAUGGAUGUUGGUCUCAUUAUUGUGUAUAUACUAAUUACAAAUGAAAAAGAGCUUUAUGUAUAAUUUUUUGACUCUAAUAUGAAAUAAUAAGGUUAGGCAUCUAAUGUUCAAGGAUUAUUAUAAUAAGUUGGCCAGAAUUAUAAGUGCAUCGCAUAUAGAAAAUUGUACAUAUUUCUGGCAAACUCUCAAUGAAAUAGAAACUCUCAUAUGCACUAGCACUCCGUCCGAUGUAAACCACAAAUUCACCAAAAGCUUACGUAGUCUCCCCGCGGUGAAAUUUGGACAGAACACAAGUCUGUGAUCAGUAACCUAAGAUACUAAAUUUUCAAACCCAAAACUGGCGCUUGAGGAAAAUGCAGGGCUUCCUGCUGUAAAUCUUUUGGCCACCAAUGUAGAAUUUAUGGGGUAUUGUAUUCCAAAUUCUGUCGGUUUUACAGUAAAGUGAGAUAAAAUUGUUUCCUAAAUACUGUACAUGUAUAUAAAAAAUGAAAAUAUGCAGUAUAUAAAAAUAAGUCAGAACUGUACACCAAUUAUUGCAAUUGGUUUUACAUGCGAUAGUUUUUCACUACAUGUACACAGCUUAGCCUGAAUCAUGAACUUUUCAAAUUCUAUUUUAGCUGAAACUUCACUAAAUGUUGUAAAGUGUUAAUAGAUUGUGCGUUGUAAAACUUUUUCAUUGACCCUCAGAACUGAAGCUUGGGUUGAAAGGAACCUGCUCACAUAACUUUUUCCAAAGCAAUAAAAAAGAGCAGUUUUAGUGGGCCCCAAAGGUGUGGGCUUCUUUCAAUCUCCCAUGUCAUAGUCUAUGUUUAUUUCCGAAUGAUUUUUUUCUGACAUCUCAAUCCUAAAAGUCUCAGAUGAACUAAAGCUGGGCAAAUGACCUAGUUUGAAUUUCAAAAGGCCAGGUCCCCUUUAAGUUCUUACCAACAGCUCCAGUUCCAGAGGGAUAAUGUUGCUUUUCUGUCAGUGCCUAAUAUCUCAAACCAUCCAGAUUUGUGAUUUGGACCUCUCACCCCUCUGGUGUUGAUAGGAUAGACUUUUCCGAAUAACAAUGUGUGCUAUUGGGAAAGAUCAUCGCAUAAAACAAGGGGUGCAGGGGCCAAAAUAGGAAUCCAUCCAAGUAGCUCUGUUAAUGAAAUCCACUACUAUUGCGUAAGGUUGAUGCAAAUAAAAUCCGUCGCGAAAUCUUUCAUAAUUCGUCCCAAUAAUUAGCAAGUUGAAAUGUGCUAGAAAUGUCGUCCAGGUUUUUUAACAGCGACACAUAUUGUCAUCUAAUGUCAUGAUUGUGUGAUUCGUGGCAAGGCUACGAUUUUGCCAUUUUGUAUUACACUCGAUGUUGUCUAGCGCUUUUAAUGUCAUACAUAUAGGGGGCGAUAGUGCCUGUACCUUAAUACCAAGUAUUUUUUGCACUUCAACUUUUAUAGUAGGACGAAAUCUGUAUGUCAUACCUACAGAUCUUGAUACUGAGCUUUGGUCCUGUUAAGGGCGAAGCUACUUUUGAAACAAUCUAUCUUUUGUAGGAUAUUUUUCCUAUUGGCUAUCUGUGAGAAAUAAAUUAUGCAAUCCUGGACUACAGGAUGGAAUACACCAGUCCAGUAUCCCUUGGGUCCAGGUCUAUUUUCCAUCCAGAUUGAUUGGCUGCCAUGGCAACUAUAAUUGUGUUUUCAAUAGUCCAAUUCAAAUGGAAAUUAUAUCUUCAGAUCAUUAUUUUUACCAGAAAAUAUAUUAAGGAUCACAUACAUGUAGAAUAAUUUUCUAUAUAAAAAAGAGUAGUUAUCCUAUCUUUUGUAUGGAGACAUUUUUGGUAAUUCAUUGUGAUGAGGUCAGGCUAAAUAGAUCAUAAGGGACAAAUAUUGAAUGAGAGUGACAGUUAUGAUGGUGCUACUGGCAUGACAUCAUCAUAGAUUGUCCUUCAUUUUCGAACAAAUAGCUUGUGCUGCACGGACAAUUCUAGUUGCCAUGGUUACCAGUCAAUGUUGCCAUCUUCAGUAUAAAAGCUAGCAGUUUGUUAACAUUAUGAAAGGAGGUUUGAUAAAAGGAUAGAUACAUCUACCUAACUGUUGUGUUUUACGCUGAAUGUUACUGAUACAUUGUUUGUUUAUUGUAUAGCACAAAUGAUUCGGUUUGGUUAAAGAGUCUGUUUUGUAUGAUCAUUAAAGAUGAAAUGACAUUUUCAACACCAUUAAAAAUUCACCGCAGAAAUUGCCGAAUUCGUAAAUUCAUGCAAGCCAUUUGUUAAAGAAAUGUUGAAAAAGUCUGUUCACUUUUCAUGAAAUUUAUAAAACAACAACCUUCCAUUCAUAUUAUCGGGCAUUUUAAGAGUUAACGGCCAAAAUAACCAGAGGCGAUAAACUUUGUGUUGUCAUAAUGCAUCUAUUUUAUGUGAGCAUAAGCACUUCCCUUGUAUUUUACUUAUGAAAUAUUGAGGCAAACAAAAUAAGUAAUGAAGUUCUUUCUCAAAUUCAGGUGAAAUCGUUUUCAUUUGCCGGAAAAAAAUGCUAUUGUUUAUGAUUUUACUUGAUAUUUGUAACAAUUUCUGUCCUUGUCAUGUUAUCCAUGCACCCAAGUCAAAGUGCUAUCCACACAUCCGAGUCAUAAAGCUAUCCACACACCCGAGUCAAAAUGCUAUCCAUGCGCCUGAGUCAAAGUGCUGUCCACUCACCCAAGUUAUCCACAUGCCCAAGUCAAAAUGCUAUCCACACACCCGAGUCAUAAAGCUAUCCACGCACCCGAGUCAAAAUGCUAUCCACACACCCGAGUCAUAAAGCUAUCGACUCGUCUGAGGCAAAAUGCUAUCCACACGCCCAAGUAAAAGUGCUAUCCACACACCCGAGUCAUAAAGCUAUCUACUCGUCUGAGGCAAAAUGCUAUCCACGCACCCGAGUCGAAUGGCCAUCCACUCACCCAAGUUAAAAUGCCAUCCACUCAUCCGAGUCAAAAUGCUAUCCACACACCUGAGGCAAAAUGCUAUCCAUGCGCCUGAGUCAAAAUGCUAUCCACACACCUGAGUCAAAAUGCUAUCCACACACCUGAGGCAAAAUGCCAGCAUUAUCAGCCGGAGUUGAUGCAUAAUUUAGAGUUUUUAGUGAGAUGCAACUGGUCGCAUGGACUGCAUUUUGAUUCGGGUAAUGAAACUGCAUGUGAAAACUUGGAACAACAAAAUUGUUGAUGAUAGAGGGUAUUAAGGGCGAGUUAGAAAUGGUCCCAUGGAGAGCAUUUUGACUCUGGUAUUGGAAUUACAUGUUUUAACUCGGCCUGCUGGUAAUACAGGGUGUGUCUGUGAGGUGCAUCCCUUCAUGCAUAAUCGCAACAUUCAAACAUUUGUAUAAAGACGUCUUGUUUGUAUAAUGCAUGGUACAAUAGUGAACCCCACUCCUGUGGUGUAUCAAACACCAUGAUUUUCCAUUGUUUGUGUCUGAAAUGUUGACUUAUCAAAUGUAUAAUAUUCCGACAGGUUUCUAUGGAGAUAUAUUAAUCAAAAAUAAAUACAAAACUAUA
Lineus longissimus is the source of this 8742-nucleotide messenger RNA. RefSeq names its product mitogen-activated protein kinase kinase kinase 2-like. NCBI's taxonomy places the organism in Eukaryota, Metazoa, Nemertea, Pilidiophora, Heteronemertea, Lineidae. Gene Ontology annotation, molecular function: protein binding; protein kinase activity; ATP binding. Gene Ontology annotation, biological process: protein phosphorylation. The record is from RefSeq and is a predicted model, not a curated record. The coding region runs from base 309 to 2177 and encodes 622 amino acids. The transcript is spliced from 14 exons.